GGACGGAGUGGUUCAUUCCCUUCAGCCCCAGCUAGGGGACGAUGGCCAAGCUCCGGCAGGCCCCACAGCUCCUGCUGGUCAUUUUGGUGGCUUUGGUGUCCCUGGUCUCCCAAUACGCAAGGAAAACCUUCAUGACUGUUGAAGAAGUGCCUGCAGUGGCUCUCUACGUGGAGGACACCUUGCAAUUUGUCACCAACGAGUACAACAAGGACAGCAGUGACGAGUACAACUUCAGGAUUGUCCGAGUCCUGAAGAUCGAGAAGCGGGUCACCGACCACCUGGAGUAUCACAUUCACCUGGAGAUGCAGCGCACUACCUGCCGGAGGCUACAGGUGCAGACGGUGAACUGUGCCUUCCAGGAAGGGGAGCUGUACAAGCAAAUCAAGUGCUUCUUCUCAGUGUUUGCUGCACCCUGGUUUGAAAGGUACAAGAUCUUGAGCAAAAAUUGCAGCGAUGGCUAGAUUCCCCGGAGCACACACCUGUGGUCCCCGGAUCUGAGAGUUCCCUGCGGGAAGUUGUAAUCCUCUAUACGGACAAUAAAUGUUUU
Messenger RNA from Tupaia belangeri chinensis (Chinese tree shrew), 547 nucleotides. Its product is annotated as cystatin-11. Gene Ontology annotation, biological process: defense response to Gram-negative bacterium. Lineage: Eukaryota; Metazoa; Chordata; Mammalia; Scandentia; Tupaiidae. Gene Ontology annotation, cellular component: nucleus; sperm flagellum; cytoplasm. Gene Ontology annotation, molecular function: cysteine-type endopeptidase inhibitor activity. The transcript is spliced from 3 exons. The record is from RefSeq and is a predicted model, not a curated record. The coding region runs from base 42 to 461 and encodes 139 amino acids.